AUGUCUCACCACCACCCACCCUUUCUCUCUCACCAUGGUGAGGCACCUUCUGCGUUGGCGCCGGCUGUGCCUGCCGACUUAAAACCGGCGGCGCCCAUCCAGUUUGCGCCCAUCCCCCGGUCCGGCUUAGCCGGCCCCACAUCGAUCUUAGCCUUACCACUGGUGUCUGACUUGGCGGCCAGCGCGGAGUCUGAUGAGACAGAUUCUACAUGGGGCGUUGACUCCGUAUCACACCGGCCCUCGUCCCCGGAGCUCGAUACCGACAUCAGCCGGACCUCCUCGACCUCUACCAAGGUCUCAGCGGUGGAUGUAGGCGCCAAACCGCCCAUGCUAGCAGCCGAAGUGGCACCGCCCCUUGCUACCAAGUCUCUAGAGCACUAUGAGACGGAUAGCGAUAAGGAUCUCACACCUACGCAGACCCACCCUACCACAUUGGGCCAGCUUGACGAGCCCAAGGCGCCUUCUUCUGAUCUCGCCCAAGUGGCGCUGAAGCGAUUGCAUUCCCUGCUAGAAUUUGCUGACACGGAGCAGAACUAUGUGUCCGAUCUCGACAUACUUAUCCGGGUGUAUUUCCGGCAGUUGCGAACUGUCCCCUACUUUGCCGAGAUGCCUUCUCGCUACGCCACAGUGGCGCGCAAUGCCCCUGAGCUGCUCUCACUACAUACCGAAUUGUCGCAUCGGCUCACUCUGGUCAUCGAGCGAUACGAGCUCCGUGGCGAGGCGGGCGAGCCUGCUGAGGCCGAAGUGGAACGUGCGCUGCGGCUGGAUGUGCCGCAGGCUGUCGUGGCCAUGGCGCAGGCGUUUAUUGACCUUGCUUCCCAUUUCGAAGUGUACUAUGAAUUCUGUGCGAAGCACAAAGAGGCACUGGCCUUGAUCAGUGCUGCGGAGACGCGCUCUGAAUGGGAAGCGUUCCAAGCUGCCGCGGCUGGGAUGGCGCGUCGCUCUCGCCAGACGAGUGAGGCUCGUACGUCGCCGGUGGACACGUCGGUGACUUCGACGAGGCAGCGGCUGCUUUUCCGCGACUUUUUCAUCAAGCCGAUUCAGCGUGUGUGUCUGUACCCUAUAUUACUUCAAAACCUGCUCAAGUAUGCGCCGCCCGCUGGCGUGCCUGUAAUGAACGAAGCGAUUCUGUGCAUGCGUCGUGUGCUUGUGGAGGUCGACGAUGCGAGUGCGAAGCGUGCCUCUGCGCAGCUCACGGAGACGAUUGUAUCUCGUGUUGAACCGAGUUUGGACCUCCCUUCGUCGCUCCUGCCUUCGCUAGGCGAAUGUAAAAUGGCUGGCAAUCUGGAUGUGCUAUACCACCACGCCACAAAGGCGCCCCUCACUAUCCCGCUGGCGUUCAAGUACUAUGGCUGCUUUUUGUACAAGGACUUUUUCAUCAUGGUCAAGGUGCGCAAGAACCACAUGUAUUCGCCCCGCUUUUGGUUCCCCCUCGCAGAGGUAACGAUUGCGCGGGGUGAUGAUGGGCGUGUGUGUCUUCCUCAGUCGUUCCGGCUCAGUGUGCGUGGCCACCACUUUGAGAUGGUCGCGUCUACAGAAAAGGAACGUGUGAUUUGGCUGCAUGCGCUUGAUACCGUCAUGGCCGCAGGACCCGCUCGUACGCGUCGCUUGAACGGCAUGGAGCUGCCUUUCCCAUGCAAUAUGACGGCUGAUACGACACCGUCGGCUGCGCAAGCGAAGGAGCAGGCGGAGCGCGUUGAUCCGCUGGCACUCUACCUCAAUGCGUUGUCCUUCUCGGAAGCGGAUCCCGCCCGCGCGGGGAUGCCUACGACCGUGGGGUCGCCCACGGAAGUCUUACUGCGUCACAAGACACCAUUACGCCGCGCGGCCAAGGACCGCGGUAUGGUGUUUUCUGACGCGUGCAUUUCUGCCCGUUCGUCGCUGGAUGGCGACUGGGCACGUUCGCAUGGCACAAUGGUGGGGUCUGUCACGUCGCGGGUGGGUUUGCAUCGUCUGAGCGGUAGUGAAACGUUUUCGCUGAAGCUGUCGACCGGCGAUGUGACGCCUGCCGAGACGGGGCCGGCCUCCUCGUCCUCCACACAUACAGAGAGCGACGAGCCGCAGGGCUUGCGUACCUCAGCGAGCACCCAGGCCCUUUUGCCGACGCACGAUGCCUCGACGACGCCGUCCUACCGUCCUUCCAAGACGGCUCUCACGCCGAAGCGGUCCUUUGAUACGGACCUGCGACAGUCUGGUAGUGCCACGGCACGAUCGACGUCCACGGAGCCUUCUCUUUCCUCGUCGCGAUCUUCCCUGAGUCUUGCACGACCACGAGCCUUGGUCUCCCGCAAGCUGGGCUGGCUCUCUCCUACGACUACACGCCCACCUGUCUCGCCUGAAGAGCUCUCCUCUGCCCUUUCUGAUGUAAUGGCCCAAACACCGAAACCGUCGUUGCUACGGCACAGCGCUUCCAUGACGUGGAGCCCUAUUUCGUCCCUGUCUACACGCGUGCGUCGCUCAUCGAUGGAUGCCAUCGUGUACCCACUCCGCUCCGGUUCAGUGACGCCUUCCGAGUUCUCGUUAUCCACGUCUUCCUCCUCUCACCCUACCCCUACUAUGUCGAUGUCUGCAUCAGACACAGUGUCUUCGCCUACCGAAUCACGACCUUCUAGUCCUCGCCGUCGUUCGGCUCUUCGCUUCUUGCAACGAAACAGACUAUCGACUAUGGAUCAUGCGCCCUGA
Messenger RNA from Malassezia pachydermatis, 2682 nucleotides. Its product is annotated as phosphatidylinositol -trisphosphate-dependent rac exchanger 1 protein. NCBI's taxonomy places the organism in Eukaryota, Fungi, Basidiomycota, Malasseziomycetes, Malasseziales, Malasseziaceae. The record is from RefSeq and is a predicted model, not a curated record. The transcript has a single exon. Gene Ontology annotation, biological process: regulation of GTPase activity. Gene Ontology annotation, molecular function: guanyl-nucleotide exchange factor activity. Bases 1 to 2682 code for a protein of 893 amino acids. Gene Ontology annotation, cellular component: cytoplasm.